Molecule: messenger RNA, 1822 nt
Organism: Stegastes partitus (bicolor damselfish)
Lineage: Eukaryota; Metazoa; Chordata; Actinopteri; Pomacentridae
Gene: otud4
Product: OTU deubiquitinase 4
Exons: 14
Coding region: 248-1822 (524 amino acids)
Biological process (GO): regulation of protein K48-linked deubiquitination; negative regulation of toll-like receptor signaling pathway; negative regulation of interleukin-1-mediated signaling pathway
Molecular function (GO): K63-linked deubiquitinase activity; cysteine-type deubiquitinase activity
Source: RefSeq, a predicted model, not a curated record
GUCGUUAGCUGUUAGCCUCAUGCUAGCUGCGAGCUAAAGUUCGGUGGACUACUUUCACUUUCUGACCAGCAGCAGUAUCUGGGCAGAGAUGAGCGGGGCUUCCCGGGAAACGAAACCAGACGCUGCCGUCGCUGCCUCGGACACAGUUUAGCUCGUACAUGUCGGUGUUGGGCCGUCCUCGGUGGCGGUUCUGACAGGCUGAAAAGUUUUCCCCGCUGUCAGCUAGCUUUAGCGGCUAGCCGCUAGCAUGGAGGUGGCAGGGAUCGGGCAGAGCGCCGAGGAGCGCGGAGCGGAGAAGCUCAUGGACGACUACCUGAAAUCAGUCGGGUUGCAUCGGAAGAAGAUCGCCAAGGACGGGUCCUGCUUGUUCCGGGCUGUCGCCGAGCAGGUGCUGCACUGCCAAAGGCUGCACACGGAAGUUCGGGCCCAGUGUGUGGAGUUCCUGAAGCAGAACCGGGAAAGCUACGAGGCGUUCAUUGAAGGUGACUUUGAGGAUUACCUGUGCAAGCUCCAGGACCCGCAGCAGUGGGUGGGUGAGGUGGAGAUCAACGCGCUGGCCGUCAUGUUCAGGAGGGACUUCCUGAUCUUCCAGGAACCCGGAAAACCUGCCGUCAACAUCACCGACAACAACUUCAAGGACAAGGUGCAGCUGUGUUUCCUGAACGGGAAUCACUACGACAGCGUUUAUCCCGUCAGCCACAUCCAGAGUGCUGCUGUCUGCCAGUCCAUCCUGUACGAGCUGCUGUACGAGCGAGUGUUCAAGGUGGACCGGAGCCUCCUGGGUCUCUGCCAGCGGACCGGCCGGCCCUCCGACCUCCUCAGCGACGACAGCAUGGCCGCCUGCCCCAGCAGCGACGAGUCCGACCUGGACCCGGGCGACGUGCCGCGGCUGGAAGACGGAACCAGUUCGACGUCUCCCAGACACAGCCAGAGCUACAGGGGUCGGGGUCGAGGCCGGCAGCUGCCCGAGAGAGUCCGGAGGUCUCUGAACCCGACUCUGCUCAGAAACAUCGAGUACGACGUCUGGAUCAAGACCAAGAGAGCCCAGCAGAAGAUGGACUACUGCAUCGCUGCUGGGAUGCACUUCACCGUCGGAGACCGCUGCCGGGUUCGUCUGGACGGCGGCGGGCGGAGCUACAGCGCCACCAUCAGGGAGGUGCCUCCCCGUAACGGACCAGUGACUGUGUACAUCGAAGAACUGGGCCGGAGGCAGUCGGUGCCUCUGUGGAGCCUCCGACCCCCCAGAGACGAAGGCAGCUGGAGCACCGUCAGCAGCCGCGACAGGAAGCUGAGCAACGGGCACGGAGAGUGGGACGAGAGAGGACGAGGACGAGGGAAGGCCGCCCCAGCGUCCUCCUCCGUUUCCACGGCAACAGCCCCGGGCGCUGCUGGGCGUGUGCAGAAGCAGCACUCAUGGCCGCCACAGGCCACCACGGAGGAGCAGGGAGCGACUAAAACCCCCAGGUCAGUGUAUCAGGACUCCACCAUCUCCAUGGCAGCCAUGAAGACCAGUGGAAGCCCCGCCUCCCAAUCUCCAUACCGGGGCCCCCGGCAGCCCUACGGCCCCCUGGGGGUCCUGGAGCCCGCACAGGUGGGCCUCCUGGGGGCGGAGCCUCUGUCGGUGGGCUGCAGCACGGAGGACGACUGGGAGGGGAUGGAGGGAGUCCGACAGCCCAGCGUCAGAGGGAUGAGGAGGAGCUACAGAGGAGGCCGAGGCCGGGGGGGGUACAGGAGACGGCAUGGAGGGGAGCUGGGGGCGGGGCCUAACUACGUACAGUUUAACUCCUCCCAGAGGGGGCGAGGCCGAGAAAGAAGCUACUGA